AUGACUUAUUAUUCACGUUUCGUCACAAGUGAAUUGGAACGAUUCAAAUCAAAUAACAGUCUCAAAAUCAUUUAUUAUUACAUAACCUGCACUUCGGAGAAUAAUUUCUUUCGGAUUAUUUCGAAUCAAACAAAAACAAAAAAAGAAAUGUCUGAAGAAAUUUUAUUGAAUUUGUUCUCUAGACUGGAUAAAAGUGGUGAUGGUAUACUCUCAAAAGAAGAAUUAAAACAAGGAUUACGAUCAUCGGGAGUUACAGAGAACGCAGUAAAUAAACUUAUAGAAAAGCUCGAUUUAAAUUUUGACAAUAAUAUUACAUAUGAAGAAUAUAUACAAGCUAUACGUCAUGAAAAUAAAUAA
Molecule: messenger RNA, 357 nt
Organism: Schistosoma intercalatum
Lineage: Eukaryota; Metazoa; Platyhelminthes; Trematoda; Strigeidida; Schistosomatidae
Source: the annotation of a GenBank genome assembly